This is a messenger RNA of Clunio marinus, 1668 nucleotides long. NCBI's taxonomy places the organism in Eukaryota, Metazoa, Arthropoda, Insecta, Diptera, Chironomidae. The record is from the annotation of a GenBank genome assembly.
AUUCUUUACUUGCUCUAUUUCAUUCUGCACUCAGUGUUAGAUAUUUUUUUAUCUUUCACAAAUUAUCCAAUUCAUUGCGGUUAAAAGUCAAUUUAAUUAAUUUAAAGUCUGUCUUUAGUGAAAAUAAAGUUGGAUUAACAUUUUUCUGCAUUACAUCCAUCUAGUCGUAGAUUAAUCGCAAUGCAGACAACAACAGCAACUCGUACAACUACUGAGACAAAUGUCAACUUGUCAAUUCGAUAUGAUCCAUCGUAUAUGCGUACGAUUCCGGGAAUCAUUAAAUUUGUUUGUGUUGUUCUUAAUCUCCUUGGAUUCAUUUGCAUUGUCGUAUCAAAAUUCAACGGACUUUCGAGGGCGCAUUUCUUCAACACAGUGGCCAUGACGGGCUUCUGGUUCACUGGCAUCCUACUCAUCUUUUAUCUGUUUCACGUUGUUGAACGUUAUUUCAGAAUCCCAUGGAUACAAAUCGAGCUCAUUUUUUGUGCUCUAUGGACACUUUUGUAUCUCAUCGCGUCAAUUACCGUGUCGACUGUUAAUUCUGGUGCAUUUACUGCAGCAGCUUUCUUCGGCUUCUGUGCGAUGAUUGCAUACGGAUAUGACACAUGGCUGAAGUUUAAUGCACAUCGAGCCGGUGAAAUUGCUCAAGGACAAAGGCGAGUGGUACAACAGCAAACAGUUAUUCAACAACAAACACCGUCCGCUUUUCCUGCAUAGAUCAAUGUCGUUCAUUCGUCUAAUCCAUUAAAUGGAACAAUUUUUUCGUCCUUUCACCAUCUCGAUGUUCAUACAAAAAUAUGUUAACGUUUAAACGUUUACAAUAAUGAUAUAGAAAAAGAAAAAUAUUUCAAAACAUAUUUACGGAAGUUUCUAUUUUUGCUAAUUUUUUAAUCAAUUUUGAUUGCACUUAUUCAUAAUUGUUGAUGAUUUAUAGAAAAAUUUAAUCAAUUGCUAACGAUCUUGCCUAGCUUUACUUUAUUUAUCUAAUCAAAAUUAAUCGAAAAUUAUUUAUGAAAAAAUUUUCUUUCGGCUCAGGUUCUUCUCGUUUAUUAUAAAGAAAAAUAUUAAAAUCUAUUACCUAAAAGUUUACGGAAGCCGUCGAUGUUAUACAAUGAAAGAUUGAACUUUACGAUGUUAACUAAUAAUCAAGAGCUUUGAUACAAAAAUAUAUUUUUAAUAAAAUUUUGCUACAAAGUUUUGCCAUAAAAUAUCACUUAACAAAACAGAAUAUCAGCAUACAAUGAUUAUUGCCUAUGAGAAAUAGUUUUAUAUGGUACGAAACGGAGCCAGAGUUUAUAAUCAAGCUUAUCUACUUAUUAAAACAAGCACAUCAUUGCUUUGUCACAUCAUAAAUGUAGUGUUUUUUUUUUUCAAACUCACAAAGACAAAAUAUUUUUGCUACAAAAGCUUUUAAUGGUGACACGAAGCGUCCUUGACGUUCCGUUUAUUAUUGUCACGAACUCACAUUGAUACUCUUUCUCAAUGACCACUUGAAUGCAAAGAUUAAAGUGUUUACACAAUAAAUUGUUUCUUAUAAAUAAGACUAUUUAGGAAAGAAAAGAAAAGCUCCACUUUUGUAAGAAUCAAAGAGAAAAUAUUUUGUGUCGUUUUCCCCACUGAAUGUAUUUAAUAAAUGAAAAAUUCAAUGAUGCUUUCAUCAUAGAAUUAUAA